UGAUAAUCAUUUCUGGUAUAUGUUAGAUGAGUCUUCUUUACUUUUUCUAAACACCUUCGUUUUUCAGUUAUUUUUGUCUUUUAAUCAAUAAUUAAACACCCUCCUUUGGGAAAGCCUGGUAUUGUUUUCAUCCGUUUGGACUAUUGGAAUAAUUCUUAUCAUUUUACGUUUUCUCUUCUUCUAUCACUUGUUUUUUUUUCCUUUUUUGAUGAGGAACUCUGAUCAUCAUCACGGCCUAUUUUUUCUGCUAGUUUUUAUUUCUUAUCAAUAACAAUAAGUAUUGUUCUAAGUCCAAAACUGAAAUUUUCUGUUCGGUUUGUUGGAAUAUAUAUGGAGGAGAAAUGAUGAUAACUUUCUUUUCCCUCCUUUUCAAUUGUUUUUGUUUUCGAGAAAAUUCAGCUUUUUUUUAUAUAUCUUUUCAUGUCCUUAAAUCACGGGGAAAGAGUCUUUCGGGAAAAUAGAAAAUAAGAUCAUUUGUGUGGAGAAUAAUUCUUGAAAAAGCGUUUCCUCACAACAACUAGAGACCCACUUUUUUGGGAUGAUAUAUGAGGCAUGUGGCCAUCUGGGUCCUUUUUUUCCUCAUUCCUUUGUUCCUUUUUAUGUUUUCACACAAUCAAAAUUUUGGGUUCUCUUUCCUAUCAAAAAGACUGUAUUGGGUUCUCUUCUCUUUGUACCAAUGACUCAACUAAUGAAUUGAAGGACACAAUCAACAUACAUGGAUGAGUAUUCCGGUAAAAGAGCUGUCAAUAGGCUUGUCUCUAAAAAGGGAUCUGGUCUUGUUUUGAGGGAAACUCCAAACAGAGACCGCAAUGCUCAGCUCUGCAGCCGACUGGGAUGUAGUGGAAGAUUGAACACUGUGAAAGGUGCUCAAAUUGAAAAGGCCAAGUCAUCAAGGCCUGCAUUCCACAGCACUUCAAGUGGGAAAGAGAUAAUUGGAAGUUCCUCUAGGUCUUGCAUUGCUGUUGGCAACACAAGAAAAUCCAUAACAGAACCUUGCAAAAAGCUAUCUUCUAAUUUGGAAACAGAUUCAUCUGAAACCAGUAGUGUUCAGGAUGAUCCUGAAGUUUCAGAGCUUGCUCCCCCACCUGGAAAGAUUCAAAGAGGGCUGCACCCUGAACCUAAAAACGCUGAGUCCAGUGUGGUCACCUUGAUGGAAGUUGGAAGCUCUGAUGUAGCAUCAAAUACAAGAUCGCGAAAGAGUUUCAAUCAGAGAUCUGGAUUGCGAAACCAAGAUUCCUUAGUUGGGUCUAAUGUUUCUUCGGGAUCUAAAAACACCAGCCAAGCAACACGGGCUAGCACAACCAGGAAUGGUUUAAGAAAUCUAAGAUGCAAUUCAAUAUCCGAUGUUGUCCCGUCCAGUUGUUCGUCAUCAGAUUCAAGCCUCAAUAGAAGAGAGACCAUAAAGAAAAGAAUUUCUGAAGGAGAAAGUAGCUCUGCUGCUAAGGGGAAGAAGAUGAAUGGGUCAUCAUCAGCGGGACAAAACUCCAAUUCUAGCCAUGGCAUCUCAAUUUCUGAUUCAAGAAGAGCUAGGAAUAUGCCUUCUAACAAGGAUAAUGGUGCUGCAUCAGUUAGGACUCGGCGAACUGUCACUGGUCACUUGAGGGGAAGGCUUUCUAAUCAAGGGAGUGGGAACAAUUUAUCAGCCAAUGGAUCCCCUGUAGUUGGCCCACAGACAUCUCAACCUGAAAUGUCUAUCAACUUGAAUUCUCCUAGUUCAUUACAACAGUUAUCCCAUGAAGCUCCUUUAAUUCGGCCAAAUUCUUAUAGUCGGCCAGGUAGUAGCAGUGGGAAUUUACAUAGCAUUAUGCGAGCUGGUGCUGCAGAUGUUGGCUUUUCCCGCUCUCUAAUGAAUCAGGAUGGACUGCGACGCUACAACAUGGAUGGGAUUGCGGAGGUAUUGCUGGCGUUGGAGAGGAUUGAACAAGAUGAAGAGCUAUCAUUUGAGCAAAUACUUGUUCUGGAGACCAAUUUGUUCCUGAAUGGCCUAAACUUCUAUGAUCAGCACAGAGACAUGAGACUGGAUAUUGAUAACAUGUCAUAUGAGGAAUUAUUAGCUCUAGAAGAGAGGAUGGGUACUGUCAGCACAGCAUUGCCAGAAGAAGCAUUGUCAGAUUGCCUUAAGAAAAGCACUUAUCAGUUUACACCUCUAGAAGAAUCAUCCAUAGAAUGUGAUGGGAAAAAGGAUGAUGUCAAAUGCAGUAUCUGCCAGGAAGAGUAUGUUGCUGGAGAUGAAGUUGGAAGGUUACAUUGCGAGCACAGUUUUCAUGUUAACUGUGUAAACCAGUGGCUACGGCUUAAGAAUUGGUGCCCUAUAUGCAAGACAGCGGCAGCACCCUCGAAACCUCCACCCUCCACAUAAAUUUAAUUAUUAAGUCAUUUGGAGGAGAGACCUUUCUCAUUGUACAAAACUUGCGUCUCUUCCUUUUCUUUUAGCUCUUACCCUUUUCCAUGUACAUACCAAUUCUCUUUCAUCCCAUUCAACUAAUAAAUCCAAGCUGUUGGUGUUACAGCGGGAAUCUGCAUUCA
Messenger RNA from Prunus dulcis (almond), 2526 nucleotides. RefSeq names its product probable E3 ubiquitin-protein ligase RHG1A. NCBI's taxonomy places the organism in Eukaryota, Viridiplantae, Streptophyta, Magnoliopsida, Rosales, Rosaceae. Gene Ontology annotation, molecular function: ubiquitin protein ligase activity. The transcript is spliced from 6 exons. Bases 716 to 2359 code for a protein of 547 amino acids. The record is from RefSeq and is a predicted model, not a curated record.